AUGAAAACGGCAAACAAAGAAAAUGAACAUUUGAAAAAACAAUUAUAUGAACUAAUGAAAAAGUUUGAUGAAUUGAAACUUGAUUCAUGGGAAAAAGUUCAAGCUUACGAUAAACGUAUGGCAAAUGUAUACAUCGAAUUAGCAAAUAAAAUUCAGCCACUAAAAUUGUCGAAUCAUAAUAAUAUUGCUGUUCUUGGUUCAGUAUCUGUUGGAAAAUCAACUAUUGUUAAUAGUUUGAUUGGGAAAAAAUCGGCUGAAGUAGGCGCCGGUGAAACAACGACUAAAACUUCCGUGUACAAAGGAAAUGGAUUGUAUGUUUAUGAUGUCUUGUAA
Messenger RNA from Rotaria sp. Silwood2, 333 nucleotides. The record is from the annotation of a GenBank genome assembly. NCBI's taxonomy places the organism in Eukaryota, Metazoa, Rotifera, Eurotatoria, Philodinida, Philodinidae.